AUUGCCUUCUUGUUGUAGCAUUGACAUCGAGUAUCGUCGUCGCAAUUAGGGACGUGGUAAUUUUAAUAUAAAGAGAAUAAAGUAAUAAUCAUGUCGAAGGCAGCCGGGACAUUAAUUACUACAAACCAGGCAACGUAUAUUCCCCCAAAACUUAUGCCAGGGUAUAAAGGUCACUGUCCUACUCUCAAAUAUGAUUACGGUGAGACGUACAGCAAUGCAACUGCCAAAUACUUCCAAGAUUAUCGCUCCAAGACAUUGAACACAAGCAAAACUAAUUACUCCAGUGGUGGCCAAUUCCCUACUGUUUACACGCACAACCCCGAUCUGGUGAUACCAAACAGAGAGAGGACAAGAGAGAGAUGGAGAAGUGCACCUACGUACUCGCUAAAUAAUGUUCAACAUGACAGGCAAGAUGAACUGCAAUCAUUUGACAAGCUUGCCCAACAGCACAGAGACUACUACAAAGACAGAACUGGGACUGUGCCACGAGUUGAUGAGUUUUUGAUUCCAAAGAAGGCAGAGGAUAUGUACCGACAAGAUGUUGGACACGUCGAAGAACAGAUGAAUUUGCUGGCUGAGGCAGACACAAGAGCUGCGAGUAACAAGUCGGUACUGCGAACUCCGACUUUAAAUACUCCCAACAGUCGUGAUUCAUCGGUUAGAGAUCGUGCAAUGCGUGACCUCCACUUUGAAAGACGCUAAACUGUGUUUUUCGUUAAUUGCCUAUUUGUAUUAUUGUUUAUUAGGCUUUAAUGUAGUAUCAUGCAAAAUUCAAAAUAAAUUGUCAUAAUUAUAUAGAUCUGAUUUCAAUGCGGUUUCUUAGUUUUAUUAGUAGUGAAUAAAUGAAUGAUGAUGUGCACAUUAAGAGGAUAAAUUUAAUGUUAGUGUAACAAUUGUGAUUACAGUAUAACAUAUAUACCGCAUACAUACCAGGUUGAAUGAUAGUAUUAUCGUGCUGUACUUUUUUCCUAUCGUAAUGUCAUGGUCACUUUGUAAUUUACAACUGCAGCCUCUACGACGAGAGAUUGGCCCUCUGACUUAUUUGUGGGUACUCUUCAUUACUUUUGUUAGGCCUCGUAGAAUCUAUGUAUGAGGUAUAUAAAAACAAAUACUGACUGCUCAAGAUUUGGUGAUGUGGAGAGAGCAGCCUUCUGGUGGCCCUCAUGAAAAUAGUAGGCUACGAUUUCCACGUCACCCUAGAAGCAAUAAAUUUCACUGUUCAGUCAGUAUUUGUAUACUAUACAAAUAUUCUAUGUCUACUAUAAAUAUGCAUGGUAUGCUCAUUUGCUUGAAA
Anneissia japonica is the source of this 1294-nucleotide messenger RNA. RefSeq names its product protein FAM166C A-like. The transcript is spliced from 4 exons. The coding region runs from base 91 to 702 and encodes 203 amino acids. The record is from RefSeq and is a predicted model, not a curated record. Lineage: Eukaryota; Metazoa; Echinodermata; Crinoidea; Comatulida; Comatulidae.